AUGCCGAGAAACGAUCAGGUACUGCUACUGCGGGACAUACCAACGUCGGAUCGCUUCUUCUGGAAAGACACGCACGAAGAACAUGUGCAACUCUGGAACAAGGGAGCGAGUGAGCACAUUGUCGCUGACCGAACCGCGGACGGUACUCAGAACAUGUUCUUGGCCGCCAACGCCGUCACGAUCAUGGCUCUCAACGAAUUCGUGGUUCACCAGGCCAAUAGCAAAGCAACAGAGGAAGCGGAACGCCAUGGAGGAUACUUUGUCUUCUUUCCCAGUCAGGAUCAGCUUAAAAAGGUGGGCGGAAAGAACGAUGCACGGACGAUAGAGGCUGCAGGACACGAUUUCCCGGCCAUAAUGUUCAUGGAUUACAAUUGGUGCGCUGAAAGCUCAGCUAGCUUCCAGGGAAGCAGUCACCGAGUACGAUACCUUGCGUGCCAUGGCCUCUGUAACCCGCCGGCAUUGGACACGCCCGUCUACACAUUCCAGUACAGCAGCAAUGGUCAUCAGCGAAUCUUUCGUACCGAUUCCUUCAUCAUUCUCGAGACAUUGACAGCACAUUAUGUUCUCUUGGGCUCAGAGCUAUCGAAAAUCUUGGGAGAACCUGGAAAGGACGGCUGGUACAAAGGCCAGCGUGCGAUCUGGUCUUCUGCUACAACGGACAAGAAUGCACUCCUUCUACAAAAGCUAGACGAGUACAGGGUUGAGGGCAUCGAAGACCUAUACUAUAAGAUUCGCGAGCGCUGCCAAGAACCAGAGCCCGCGCCGCUCUCAUUUCGAGAAGUUUGGACAACAGUGCCCCGCCCUAGAAACCCCGAGCCAGGCUGUCCGCUGGGAUUGAUUCCCAACAUGGACGCCUCCAAAGCGGGGCCUACCUCCAGGCGUUUCCGCCCUCGCUUGGGGCAGGUCGAGAAGGACGCAGCUUGGACAGAUGAGGCAGGCGAAGGCGAAAGCAAUAACAGCGACUCAACAUUGGAGGAACAAUCCGCAUACACGUAG
Molecule: messenger RNA, 996 nt
Organism: Alternaria arbusti
Lineage: Eukaryota; Fungi; Ascomycota; Dothideomycetes; Pleosporales; Pleosporaceae
Exons: 2
Coding region: 1-996 (331 amino acids)
Source: RefSeq, a predicted model, not a curated record